Molecule: messenger RNA, 1257 nt
Organism: Nerophis lumbriciformis (worm pipefish)
Lineage: Eukaryota; Metazoa; Chordata; Actinopteri; Syngnathiformes; Syngnathidae
Source: RefSeq, a predicted model, not a curated record
AUGUUCGUCCAGGAAGAGAAAAUGUUCGCCGGUAAAGUGUUGAAGAUUCACAUCUGUACCGUGGACGGCGCCGAGUGGCUGGAGGAGAUCACGGAAGACACUACGGUGGACAAACUCAAGGAGAAGUGCUUGAAACAUUGUUGGCAAGGAAACUCUGACGAUCCCAAGACAAUAACCCACCACAAGCUCAUCCACGUUGCGACAGAGCGAGUGUUGAAUGACACCAAAACCGUGGCCGAUGAACGCCUCAAAGAUAAAGAUGUUCUUCUGCUCAUAAAGAAAAGGCCGCCGCCGACCCCUCCUAAGAUGGCUGACGUGAGCGCUGAAGACAAGAAAAAAGAGGACAACAAAGCACCGGACAAGGACGCCAUCUUGAAGGCCACCGCCAACCUCAGCGUUCGCCACACGGACCACGCCGUCACGCAGCACAAUAUCAGAGAUUUUCAGACAGAGCUCCGAAAAAUCCUGGUGUCCCUCAUUGAAGUGGCCCAGAAACUCCUGGCCUUGAAUCCUGACGCUGUGGAGCUUUUCAAAAAGGCCAACGACAUGUUGGAUGAAGACGAGGACGAGCGAGUGGAUGAGGCGGCGCUACAGCAGCUGACAGAAAUGGGCUUCCCUGAGAGUAGAGCCGUUAAAGCACUCAGACUCAACCACAUGUCAGUGACCCAGGCCAUGGAAUGGCUGAUCGAGCACGUGGAUGACCCUUCGGCGGACGCCGGCGCCACCGGGACGCCGUCCCGCCCGCUCGGGCGACGGCCCUCGGCGGAUGCAAGCGCAUCCGGGACGCCAUCCCGACCGCACGGGCGACUGCCCUCCGAUGAGAGCCCCGGCCCCGCUUCCUCCGGCAGGCAAGAUGAGCUGACGGAGAUUUUUAAGAAAAUUCGCAGGAAAAGGGAGUUCCGGCCCGAUUCCAGAGCCGUGUUCGCACUGAUGGAGAUGGGAUUCGAGGAGAAACAGGUGAUCGACGCUCUCAAGGUCAACAACAACCAGCAAGAUGCGGCAUGUGAGUGGCUGCUGGGGGACAAGAAGCCGUCCGCAGAGGACAUGGACAAAGGCAUCGACACCGACAGUCCGCUUUUUCAGGCCAUCCUGGAGAACCCCGUUGUCCAGUUGGGUUUAACCAACCCCAAGACUCUACUUGCGUUCGAGGACAUGCUUGAAAACCCGUUGAACAGCACUCAGUGGAUGAACGACCCCGAGACGGGCCCUGUCAUGCUCCAGAUCUCCAGAAUCUUCCAGACCCUCAAUCGCACAUAG